GUUGAGUUCAUUUGAAAGAAUCUAUCUAGACACAGCUGGUUCAUCUAAAGCCAACUUACUGUGCAAGAAAGACGAAAGAAGAAGAAAGAAUUAAACAACAAAAUGCAUCUCUCUACUCUCACCAUAGCAACUACCCUCCUCUCCCUCGUCAGCGCCUUCAACACCACUCAUUCUCUGGAUGCUCGCUCCAACACUACCCAGCUUGACCCGCAUCGUCAUAUUGCACGGGGCAACACUGCAGGCAAUGUUACCACCCGCAGUGUGAGGGUCCGUCGGAAUGAUUCUGUUCCUGUUGAUGCUAUAACGAUUUACAUCCACACUCCCGAUUAUUCCACUCCCCAAGAGUGGUUCGUUCCGCCGACUAUAUGCGUGCAGCCUGCGCCUAUGAAAAUCCAAGGCUUUGACCUCUCCCACGGAUCAUGCUAUUUAUACUCGCACCCACUGUGUUAUGGACCGGCCGUGUUGGUUUCAUCCGAUGUGAAGCCCGUGUUGGAUGGGGUGGAUGUGUUGGGGGUGAAGUGCGAUCAUUGAUCCUCCUUUUACUUGGUUUACUGUCUUUUAUGAUCUUAUUGUUUUAUGAUGC
Molecule: messenger RNA, 583 nt
Organism: Aspergillus campestris IBT 28561
Lineage: Eukaryota; Fungi; Ascomycota; Eurotiomycetes; Eurotiales; Aspergillaceae
Exons: 4
Coding region: 103-531 (142 amino acids)
Source: RefSeq, a predicted model, not a curated record